Papaver somniferum (opium poppy) is the source of this 3317-nucleotide messenger RNA. Its product is annotated as acyltransferase-like protein At1g54570, chloroplastic. The record is from RefSeq and is a predicted model, not a curated record. NCBI's taxonomy places the organism in Eukaryota, Viridiplantae, Streptophyta, Magnoliopsida, Ranunculales, Papaveraceae. Gene Ontology annotation, cellular component: membrane. The transcript has 13 exons. Bases 648 to 2801 code for a protein of 717 amino acids.
UGAAGUGGUGGAAGAGAGAUUACCACAGAGGAACGCAUGGUGGUGUCUCCCGCCAAAACCACAGAAAUAAAAGAAACCAAACACUUUUCUGUCGUCUUUCUUACGACUUACAACUUAAACCCCAAAAAUUCAUGUACUCACUUGUUUAAUUUGUCAAUCUCUUUUCCUAUUUUGGUUUCUUCUUGAAAGUUUGUUUUGUACUUCUCUCCCAAAUGUCAAUCUCACUUAUUUUUAUCAUUUCUUUUUAAUUCUUGAAUUUUUCUGGUGUUGGUUUAUCCAAAUUUAACAAUGGGUUUAGGAAAAUCUCUCAAAUUUUGGCUCCAUUCGGAAAAAAUAAUAAAAUAAUAAUAGUUCAAUUUUGUUUUGAGUAAUAAAGUUCACUUUUUUUCUCAUUUGAGUUAUCGUGUACAGAAGUCUACACAGGUUACCAUUCAAGACUAUAAAUCCCUUCAAAUUAUUUGGUAGUUAUUAUUAUUAUUAACAAGAAUUUGUUCAUUUUCAUUAUUUUUUUAUCUUAUUUUUGUUGUUGCUUGUUUUCUGAAGGGAAAUCUAGAGAUUUUAUUGUGAUUUAAUUGCAUUGAUUGUAAGAUUCAUUUCUCUGUGUACACUGUUAAGGAUUUGUUGUGUCUUCCUUAGUUGUAGAAUCAAUGGCGUCAACAUUACAAUUCUUUCCUUCUUCUUCAUCCUCUUGUAUUCGAAUUUUACCUAGUUUUCGUGUAAUUAAACCUCGAUUCAUUACCUUAGCUACUAGUAAUUCGGCUUCAUUAUCAUCUGAUUCUGUUGGAAUAAAUGGGUCUUCUUCAUUAGUCAAAGAGAGGGAAGAAAAAGAAAAAGGGUCUGUAAAUAAUGGAGUGAUGAAUGGAUUAUUUGGUUCCAGAAUUGAAGAGAAAGACAUUGACAGUACUAAGCAAAGUUCGGAGGAUUUGGAUGUGUUGUGGAAUGAUGGGUACGGAGUUAACAGUGUGAAAGAUUAUCUUGAUAUUGCAAAAGAUAUGGUUAAGCUGGAUGGUGGACCACCUAGGUGGUUUACACCUCUUGAGUGUGGGAAGCCACUUAAGAACUCACCUGUUCUUCUUUUUCUGCCUGGAAUGGAUGGUAUUGGGUUGGGACUCAUUUUGCACCACAAGGCUCUUGGGAAGGCUUUUGAAGUUAGGUGCAUGCAUAUUCCUACUAGUGACCGCACUCCAUUUGAAGGGUUGUUGAAAAUCGUUGAAGACGCCGUGAGGCUUGAGCACUCUAAGUUUCCAAAUAGACCAAUUUAUUUAGUUGGUGAUUCAUUGGGAGGUUGCUUAGCACUCUCUGUCGCAGCACGUAAUCCAUCUAUUGACUUAGUACUGAUAUUAUCAAAUCCAGCAACAUCAUUUGGCAAGUCGCAGUUGCAGCCUUUGCUCCCUAUCUUGGAGACUUUGCCCAAUGAACUCCAUAUUACUGUUCCAUAUCUUCUCAGUUUUGUUAUGGGGGAACCAGUGAAAAUGGCGACAGUCAAUAUUGAAAAGGGCCUCUCUCCUGCGAAAACAAUUGAACAACUUUCAGAAAACCUCACUGGUUUAUUACCUCGUCUCUCUGGAUUGGCUGAUAUUAUUCCUAAGAAGGCACUUCUGUGGAAAAUAAAACUGCUCAACUCUGCUGCUGCUUACACUAAUUCUCGCCUGCAUGCCAUCAAAGCUGAAGUGCUAGUCCUUGCUAGUGGAAAAGAUAAUAUGUUACCAAGCGGAGAUGAGGCUCAGCGGCUUAAGACGUCACUAAAGAAUUGCCGAGUACGCUACUUUAAGGACAAUGGCCAUACCCUUUUAUUGGAAGAUGGUGUAAAUUUGUUGUCUGUAAUCAAAGCUACUCAUAUGUACCGUCAUUCUAGACGAUAUGAUUACAUCUCAGAUUAUCUUCCACCUAGUAUGUCAGAAUACAGAAAAUUUGCUGUCGAAGGAAAUGCAUUAUUUCGUACGGCUGCUAGCGCAGCAAUGUUUUCAACUUUAGGAGAUGGUAAAAUAGUGAGGGGUCUUGAAGGGGUUCCUACUGAAGGUCCUAUCCUAUUAGUGGGUUAUCAUAUGCUGAUGGGACUAGAACUUCCUUUACUUAUUGAAGAAUUCCUGAGGGUGAAAAAAGUUAUGGUUCGUGGUAUUGCACACCCUAUAUUGUUUAGUACAAAAAGUGAAACUGCAAAACAGGAGUUUUCAGGUAAUGACAUAGUCAGCUUGUUCGGCGCAGUUCCUGUUUCAGCAAGUUACAUGUUCAAGUUAUUGUCAACUAAUUCGAUUGUUCUUCUGUAUCCUGGUGGUGCGCGUGAGGCUCUUCAUAGUAAGGGUGAAGAAUAUAAGUGUUUUUGGCCAGACCAGCCAGAGUUUGUGAGAAUGGCAGCACAGUUUGGGGCUACAAUUGUUCCAUUUGGAGCUGUUGGAGAAGAUGAUUUAGCACAAUAUGUUCUCGACUAUGACGAUCAAAUGAAGAUUCCAUUCCUGGGAGAUUUCUGGAGAGAACAAAACGAACAAGCUAUAAAACUGAGAGCUGAUGCAACAGGGGAAGUUGGAAACCAGAACAUGUUCAUUCCUGGGCUUUUACCUAAGAUACCAGGUCGUCUAUAUUACUUGUUUGGGAAACCGAUCGAAACAAAAGGGAAGAAAAAAGAAUUAAAAGACAGAGACAAUGCAAAUGUACUUUACUUGCAGAUAAAAUCGGAGGUAGAGAACAUGAUGUCUUAUCUAGUAAAGAAGAGAGAAGAAGACCCGUAUAGAGGCAUCGUCGAAAGGACAUUGUAUAAGACCUUUGGUACCCCCCUUGAUCAAAUUCCUACAUUUGAACCUUAGGUUGUACAGAUUUCGUAGUUUUUGUUCCUUACUAAGAGGAGGGUUCUGUUGAUGUGCUUCAUAUGACCACAUAGUUAUAGUUUAGGAUGGGAUUUUACAGAUCACCUAUAGAAUAAAUAUAAAAUUUGUAAACAUUUGUAACCAGUCAUACUCCACCGAGUGAGCUUAGUGGGAAAUUGUGAAACUCAGCCGAGAGGUAGGCAAUCAGGAUAUUACUAUUUUGGUUGCAGUCAUUAAGCACUCGGACACGUAAAUGUGAAUGAUGAAAGAUCUGAUCAGUUGGGCUGUCAUUUCCUGAGAUUGGAUGUUGAAGGAGAAUAUGAAGCCCCAUUCUUUGGCAAUGGAAAUGAAUUGAAUGUAAUUCUCGCAGAAAUAGCAAGUUCUUCUUCCAUUUACAUGUAUAUCUGUUAGCAAAUGGUGCAUAAAAACACUGUAUUUCUACACGAGAAUAUUGUUUGCCGGGGGCACAUACGAGUUUCUCCCAGAAAGGCACAAGGAGCAGAAAACUAAUUUCAA